Messenger RNA from Angiostrongylus costaricensis, 1344 nucleotides. NCBI's taxonomy places the organism in Eukaryota, Metazoa, Nematoda, Chromadorea, Rhabditida, Metastrongylidae. The record is from the annotation of a GenBank genome assembly.
AUGUAUCGGGACCCAUCAACCUCGUCGAAUUACGACAAAAUCAGAGUGACGCACUACUUUCUAAACUGGAACAUAAAUUUCAUCGAAAAGAAGAUCAUAGGUUCCAUUGUAAUGACUUUAAAGGCACUUUGUGAUGUAAGCGAAGUAAUUCUUGAUGGUGAGAAACUUUCCAUCUCAGGAGUCAAAGUGAAUGGAAAUGGAGCCAAAUUCCACGUUAAUGCUGGGAUACCAAUUGGAGAGAAGAUUGUAAUUGAAACGCCACAUAUAAAGAAGGGUGAAGAAGUGACGAUUGACAUUGAGUACUCAACGGCAAGCGAAGCAUCAGCCCUUCAAUUUAUGGAUAAGGAACUCACAGUCGAUAAUAAGGGAUCUUAUUUAUUCUCCCAAUGUCAAGCAAUACAUGCUCGCUCUAUUAUGCCAUGUAUGGAUACCCCAUCCGUGAAGUCAUCGUACGAUGCCAAGGUCACAGUACCAUCCAGAUUGACUUGUCUAAUGAGUGCGAUUGGUACGCAUAAAGAAGAGACGGGUGAUACCACCACGUACACGUUUCAUCAACCGGUGCUAGUACCAUCAUAUUUGCUAGCUAUUGUUGUUGGUCACCUUGAGUGCAGAGAUGUCAGCCCACGGUGUGCCGUUUGGAGUGAGCCGUCGAUCGUUGAUUUGGCCAAAUGGGAAUUUGAAGACACUGAAAAGAUUUUGCAAGUUGCUGAAGAAUUGGUGGGUCCUUAUCGAUGGGGAAGGUAUGAUCUAGUAGUGUUACCACCAACGUUUCCAUUCGGAGGCAUGGAAAAUCCUUGUCUGACUUUCGUCACUCCCACCUUGUUGGCUGGCGACCGCUCGUUAGUAACUGUGGUAGCACACGAAAUAGCUCACAGUUGGACUGGGAAUCUUGUCACAAAUGCUAGCUGGGAGCAUUUUUGGUUAAAUGAGGGUUUUACUGUAUUUUUGGAACGGAAAAUACUCGGACGACUUCAAGGUGAACUUGAGAGGCAGUUUCAGAGCGAAUGUGGUUUUGAUGAAUCUCUGAACACAGCUGUGAAGACGUUCGGCGAUUUACAUGAGUUUACGAAGCUUAUUCCAGACCUUCGUGGCGCUGAUCCAGAUGACGCUUUUAGUUCGGUACCGUACGAAAAGGGCUCUGCGUUUCUGUUCACUAUCGAGCAACUUCUUGGUGAUGCUGUUCGUUUCGAAGAUUUUUUACGAACAUAUGCUUUCCAAAGUGUAACCACUAACACAUGGAAAGACGAGCUCUAUUCCUUCUUUUCCGAAAAGAAAGCGGUACUUGAUAAGAUCGAUUGGAAUACAUGGUUUUUUGCACCAGGAAUGCCACCAAAACCAAAGUGA